UGGCCAGUACAGACACUGUCACCAAAGCAUGACAGAAAAUCAGACAUGGGUCACAGAAUUCAUUCUCCUGGGAUUUCCACUCAGCCCAAAGAUGCAGAUGCUUCUCUGUGUGCUCUUCUCCCUGUUCUACGUCCUCACCCUGCUGGGAAACGGGGUCAUCCUGGGGCUCAUCUGGCUGGACUCCAAGCUCCACACCCCCAUGUACUUCUUCCUCUCACAUCUGGCCAUUGUUGAUAUUUCAUAUGCUUCCAACAAUGUCCCCAAGAUGCUGGCAAACCUUCUGAAUAAGAAAAAAGCCAUCUCCUUUGCCCCGUGCAUAAUGCAGACCUUUUUAUACAUGGCUUUUGCUCACACUGAGUGUCUCAUCUUGGUAAUGAUGUCCUAUGACCGUUAUGUGGCCAUCUGCCACCCUCUGCAAUAUUCUGUCAUCAUGAGCUGGAGAGUCUGCACUGUCCUUGCUGUCACUUCCUGGGCAUGUGGCUCCCUCCUGGCCCUGGUCCACGUGGUUCUCAUCCUGAGGCUGCCCUUCUGUGGGCCUCAUGAAAUCAGCCACUUCUUCUGCGAAAUCCUGUCUGUCCUCAAGCUGGCCUGUGCUGACACCCGGCUCAACCAAGUGGUCAUCUUUGCUGCUUCCGUGUUCAUCCUGGUGGGGCCCCUCUGCCUGGUGCUGGUCUCCUACUCACGCAUCCUGCUGGCCAUCCUGAGGAUCCAGUCAGGGGAGGGCCGCAGAAAGGCCUUCUCCACCUGCUCCUCCCACCUCUGCGUGGUCGGGCUCUUCUUUGGCAGUGCCAUUGUCCUGUAUAUGGCCCCCAAGUUCCACCAUCCUGAGGAGCAGCAGAAGAUCCUUUCCCUGUUUUACAGCCUUUUCAACCCCAUGCUGAACUCCCUGAUCUACAGCCUGAGGAAUGCAGAGGUCAAGGGUGCCCUAAAGAGAGUGUUGUGGAAACACAGAUCAAGGUGAGGGGUGCCAGGGAGAGUCUUGAGGGUGGAAGGU
Molecule: messenger RNA, 994 nt
Organism: Propithecus coquereli (Coquerel's sifaka)
Lineage: Eukaryota; Metazoa; Chordata; Mammalia; Primates; Indriidae
Product: olfactory receptor 2A5
Exons: 1
Coding region: 29-961 (310 amino acids)
Biological process (GO): G protein-coupled receptor signaling pathway
Cellular component (GO): membrane
Molecular function (GO): G protein-coupled receptor activity; olfactory receptor activity
Source: RefSeq, a predicted model, not a curated record